GUAUGUCCCCAGCGCAUCCGGUGGCAACAUGCCUCUGAUGACAAUGUUCUGUUUCCGGCUCACGGUCCGGCUAGGUGCAAUCAUUGUUGGAGGAUGCUGUAUUGUAAGCAAAGAACAGAAGAGAUUCCGUCGUUUGGUGUGUAAUAGGACUUCAUCCGAAACAGCUGGAAACACUCAUCACCAUGAUUCUACUAACGGCAUUGGGCAGUGGUUCGUUCUUGCGGAUGGAAGCUCUUCAGUACGAAGCUAGUAUGCAGCUCUACAAUCCACAUGCCAUCUUCCUUUGGUUUAUUCGAAUGUUCAAAACGAAGCCAGAUUUGUCGUACGUGAUCAUAAUGAGCACCAUGGGGUUGUAUCUGCCCUGCUGUGCAGCAAUGAUGGCAGGAGCAUUUUACAUGAAACGUUAUCUACUAGUUCCCUUCAUCGUGGUUGAACUGGUACGCCUGAUCACGCUUACCCUUACACACGUCAUUGGAAUGAUAGUGAUUAAAAAAUCGAUAAAUGUAGGCUACCUGAUAGCAUUUACGAUAUCCGGUGGCUUCUCGUUGCAGUACAUCGCCGUGUUUGGCGACAACCCACUGGCUCCGGUUGUGGCUGAAGGGUCGACGACGUUUCAACCACCGCUGCCAGAUAACCCUGCCACUCAGCUGCACAUCAGGAAGGAACACAAACCGAAGCUCGCGAUACCCUUGCCAAUGGCCCCGUUCAACGGGGCCAACAUGCUGCUGGAUGAUUUCCGCGCGCUGCACAGUCGCUAUUCGUAUGGCUGGGCCAUUUAA
This is a messenger RNA of Anopheles darlingi, 779 nucleotides long. RefSeq lists its product as uncharacterized. The record is from RefSeq and is a predicted model, not a curated record. Lineage: Eukaryota; Metazoa; Arthropoda; Insecta; Diptera; Culicidae. The coding region runs from base 183 to 779 and encodes 198 amino acids. The transcript is spliced from 3 exons.